Molecule: messenger RNA, 1229 nt
Organism: Sinocyclocheilus grahami
Lineage: Eukaryota; Metazoa; Chordata; Actinopteri; Cypriniformes; Cyprinidae
Product: trophoblast glycoprotein-like
Exons: 1
Biological process (GO): negative regulation of canonical Wnt signaling pathway
Cellular component (GO): plasma membrane
Molecular function (GO): protein binding
Source: RefSeq, a predicted model, not a curated record
GCGUUCUCCUCUCUGUUCGCGCUGCGUUCUCUAAUCCUGAACAACAACCAGCUGGUUCUGAUCCACCCCGAGGCGUUCUCCGUGCCUGGCAGCCCUCUGCAGGAGCUCAGCCUGCGCUCGUCGCUCUAUAACUACUCGUCUCUGACCGACCUCAUCACUGCCCUGCGCUGGGGAGAGCUUACAAACCUGCUUCACCUCGAUCUAUCGAGUAACCGCCUCGUCCUCUUACCCCCGGGGAUGUUCGCUCCUCUGCCGAACCUGCAGCAUCUGCAUCUGCGCAACAACUCUCUGGUGGCCAUCUACAACAGCACAUUCUCUGGUAUCGAGCAACUUCUAGAGCUGGACUUGACUGGAAACGCCUUCAGAACGAUCAGCGACGAGGGUCUUCGCGAGCUGGAGCGAUUCAGUGGGGUGCGUCUGCUGUUGGGUCAGAAUCCUUACGUGUGCACAUGUGAAGCGCAAGAGCUUGCCAACUGGCUAAACAGUUCAAAGGUUAGGGUGGGCGAUGCGGACAGGCUGUAUUGCGAGUUCCCUGCUGCUCUGCGUGACGUGUCUUUGCGGGGUCUUGGCGCACAGGCGUUGGGGUGUUACGGUAAAGUGCACGAAGAGAUCACCGACUUGUCCAUACAAACAUCCUAUGUGUUCCUUGGAUUAGUGCUGGGAUUCGUAGGCAUGGUCUUUCUCUUUGUUGUCUACCUCAACCGAAAGGGUAUCAAGAAAUGGAUCACAGACAUAUAUGAAGCCUGUCAAAAUGUGCUGGAGGGGUAUCAUCACCGUUACGAGAUCGACUCUGACCCACGACUGGGGCACGUUUCACACGGGCCCCAGGGUCGGCCUCAAAUGGACCAGCGCUUGGCGCACAUCUCUACUGACGCCCGUAUCUCACAGAUCCCAUCCGAUGUAACACUAUAACUGUACAAUGAACUCAUUUCUAAAGAAAUGUUUGUAGAUGCAGUAUUAUGUCCUGAUAUUUCAGUUUGUAGCAAAGUGGUGUGCUUGACAUUUUCUAAAUAGACAUUUAGCGGUUAGCAGAUACCAUUAAUUAGAGAGAUGUGUGACUGGUAACCGAUGCAAUGCCAAUAAAUGCAUGAUAUAAGCUAAUACAAUAUGCAAUUUAAUUGGAAAACAUCCACCAAUGUAAGAAGAGUCAACACAAAAACAGAACGAGAAAGACUGUAAAAGCAUAUAAAGGUUGAACUUGUGAUUGUGUAAGAUUACAGUAGUUUAGA